Molecule: messenger RNA, 1722 nt
Organism: Lycium ferocissimum
Lineage: Eukaryota; Viridiplantae; Streptophyta; Magnoliopsida; Solanales; Solanaceae
Exons: 6
Coding region: 219-1439 (406 amino acids)
Source: RefSeq, a predicted model, not a curated record
GAUUUAAUAAUAAAAUAAAGGGGCAUUAAAUAAUGUCAACUUAAAAAGAAGUUGGUUACAACUUUAGAUUCCUUUUCCCGCACAUUCUCUCUCCAACUCCAAUUUUCCAUCACCCUCUUCCCUUACAUUUCUGUUCUGCAAAAUCAAAUCAAAUCCAACUAAUAAUAAUAAUAAUAAUACAUCCAAUUUAGUGGUUGUGUACGUGGUAGUCCCGUUGAAUGGCGUAUAGAAGGAGGCAAGGGAUCACAAAGUCGUCAACUAUCAAGGAGGAGAACGUUUUUCGUCCUCCUGAUGAUGAUGAUGAAGGAAGAGAUACAAUUUCUUCGUCAAGUCUGGCUGCUCAGGCGAUUAGAGCCUCUGCCGCUCAUCGUGACUCUUCUCUCUCCUCUGCUUAUGCCGAUUCCGCUUUUCCACAUCCUAAUUCUCAGGCUGCUCCUCCUUCCUAUGAAUAUACAUCAUUGUCAAGUUCCAAUGAAACAGGUGGUUUUUGGGGAGUUCUGGCAAAGAAAGCUAAAGCAAUUCUUGAAGAUGACAACAUUUCACCGCAAUUCGAAGCUCCGGGCAGCAGCUCCCUAAAAGAAACCCAGUUUUAUCAGCAAUAUCAGAACCCUAAUGUGUCCAGAAAAAUGGAUAAUCCGAAACUGCGGAAAGGCCUGGAUGCACUCACAUCUUCUUUGAACCACAUUGGUGACACCAUUGGAAAUGCAUUGGAGGAGGGGCGUACAAUUGUUGAGAACAAGACCGCUGACAUUAUUCAAGAGACGCGCAAACUGCAGAUCAGGAGAAAAGGUGCCAACUCUGAGGAACAAAAUCAUGUCUCUGGUCUACAUAGCGAAUGGCAGCAAUCCUCAAGACAAACCAAUCAUGAGGAUCAACUAAAGGCAUCUCGUGAUGUGGCGAUGGCAACUGCUGCCAAAGCCAAGCUUCUUCUACGAGAACUAAAAACUGUUAAAGCAGAUCUUGCUUUUGCAAAACUAAGGUGUUCUCAGCUUGAAGAAGAAAAUAAAAUCCUUCGGGAGUCUUGUGAAAAGGGAGACAAUCCUGAAGAUGAUGACAUGAUACGGCUUCAACUUGAGACACUAUUAGCAGAGAAGGCUCGUCUAGCGCAUGAGAAUUCAGUGUAUGCUCGUGAGAAUCGCUUCUUAAGAGAGAUAGUGGAGUACCACCAAUUAACAAUGCAAGAUGUUGUGUAUCUAGAUGAAGGCAUUGAUGAAGUAACAGAAGUGUACCCCGUACCUGCUGUCUCAAGGAUGCUUUCUACUUCCCCUCCAACACCUUCAUCCCCACGUACCCCCUCGGAGGUACCCCUCUCUCGCAGCCCCUCUGUGAAAGCUCUUGCUUCCAUUGCACCCCAAGUAACAGCAGAUGGUUCUCAGAAUGAAGCUCCAACAAGUUCCAAUUUUCCAACUUCCACGGGGGAAGAUAUAAGAAGUCAAUGAUAUGCUGCUGCUGAAUUGCGAGUACCGAAUUUCUUUCAAGUUUUAAUAUUAGAGUAGUAUACUAUAUCACAUUUUCCUUCUUCAGUUUUGUGGCAUAUGUGGGGAGAUUAAGUUGGGGAAUUGAGAAGAAUUGGUAAACAAAAAGUCCUUUUUUUUCUUUUUCUUUUUUGUUUCUUCUUGAUUGUUUAAUUCUUUUUUUAUUUAUUUUAAAUCUUGUAAGUACGGAUGUCUUGUUCCGUCGAAUAGAGAAGAGUUGGAAAAAGGUGUCCUAUUCAUUCUUCCA